CACAAGACUUCAAUUUGCCAUUCAAAGCUGUGAAUCUUGGGAAUUGGCUUGUUACAGAGGGUUGGAUGAAACCUUCUCUCUAUGAUGGCAUUCCCAACAAUGACCUUUUGGAUGGAACACAAGUUCAAUUCAAGUCCACAAAGCUGCAGAAGUAUAUUGCACCAGAAAAUGGGGGCGGCAGUGGUUCCGUUGUUGUUGUCAACCGCGAUUCGGCCUCUGGUUGGGAAACUUUCAGGUUGUGGAGAAUUGAUGAAUCGUCUUUCAAUUUGAGAGUGUUCAACAAGCAGUUUGUGGGAUUGCCAAACCAAGACCAGGGAACCGGCCUAAUUGCAGUUUCAGAUUCACCUGGAAACACCGAAACAUUUCGGAUUGUAAGGAAUGAUGGUGAUCAAAAUAGAGUUCGCAUUCAAGCAUCCAAUGGUUUAUUUCUGCAGGCAACAUCAGAGACACAAUUGACUGCAGAUUAUGGAGGCUCAGGUUGGGAAGAUGAUAAUCCAUCUGUCUUCAUAAUGACAAUAUUAAGUGACAAGACCUUAAGAGGUGAAUACCAACUCACAAAUGGUUAUGGUCCAGAUAAGGCUCCUCAAGUCCUGCAG
Messenger RNA from Prunus avium (sweet cherry), 596 nucleotides. NCBI's taxonomy places the organism in Eukaryota, Viridiplantae, Streptophyta, Magnoliopsida, Rosales, Rosaceae. The record is from RefSeq and is a predicted model, not a curated record.